This is a messenger RNA of Drosophila mauritiana, 5870 nucleotides long. RefSeq names its product attractin-like protein 1 (gene dsd). Bases 369 to 4340 code for a protein of 1323 amino acids. The transcript is spliced from 8 exons. Lineage: Eukaryota; Metazoa; Arthropoda; Insecta; Diptera; Drosophilidae. Gene Ontology annotation, cellular component: Golgi apparatus. Gene Ontology annotation, molecular function: protein binding. The record is from RefSeq and is a predicted model, not a curated record.
UGCAACGCUGUGCAGCACUGGACCCCCAGCAGAUUUCUCGUUUCGUUUCACAAAUAAAUUGUCAAUAACUUUGCCAGUCGCUGGAUGCAGGUUGUUGUUUCUUUUUGCCAAUAUUGUUUGUUGUGCAGCCGCGUUCGCGAGUGUGAGUGAGUGUGCCAGUGUGUGCGUGUGUGUGUGUGCGUUCAAGUGCGGGGCCUUGGGUUGCCCCGAAUUGCAAAGAUUGCAAAUAGAAAAGAAAAGAAAAACGGCCAGAGAGAAAGGCCCAAAGGAAAAUUGUGCAAUAGUCGCGAAAAUCGAAGGACUCGCUGCAGGACGACGACGAUGUGAAGCUGCGGGCGGGCGGUGAAUCGGAAUCAACUACGCAAAUCAUGUGCCUGGCGGCGGAGCCACCGCAGAAGCAACCGAACCGGAGCAGCACCUCACCCACAUUCAAUGCCAAGUACAGGCGAAAAUGCCUGCUCCUGCUCACGCUCCUCCUCUUCCACGGCUGCUUCAGCGGACUCCAUCGGGCGGCCGCCUUCAACUGCACCGCCCACGGCGGCCGCUGCCAGAACGACGGCCAGUGCCAGGAGGACGGCCAGUGCCUCUGCGCCGACGGCUGGCAGGGACCGGAGUGCCAGUUCUGUGGCGGAAAAGUGCGCAUGUACCACCCCAUGGGCACGAUACACGACGGAUGGGGCAACUAUUCGGUGAGUGUCAAGUGCAGCUGGCUAAUCGACGCCAGGCAUCCGCACUGGAACCGCCGACACAACACCAAUCCGUCGCGAACCGCCAACAUACGGAUCCACCUGCGAGAGUUCGCCACGGAGUGCGGCUGGGAUCAUCUGUACAUAUACGAUGGCGACAGCGUGGACUCGCCCCUGCUGGCGGUGUUCAGUGGCCUCAUGUAUCGCGGCAACUUCUCCAUUCGUCGAGUGCCACAGGUGAUAGCGACAUCCGGCACGGCGCUGGUGCACUUCUUCAGUGACGAUGCCUACAACAUGUCCGGCUUCAACCUCACCUACAAGAUGAACAGCUGUCCCUCGGAUAGCGAUGAGGUGGAGUGCUCCGGCCAUGGCAAGUGCCGCGAUGGCGACUGCAUCUGUGAUCCCAUGUACAGGGGUGAAGCCUGCAACAUAGCCGCCUGUCCCAACAACUGCUUUGAGUCCAAGAACCAGGGCCAUUGUCGUCUUGACCAGGAACGCUGCUCCUGUUACGAGGGCUUCGCCGGCGACGACUGCAGUCAGAUCAGCGCCCACGGCGCCUGGUCCACUGUCCACCCGAAGCAUUCCCCGGCGCCAGCCGGAAGCGCCUCCCAUGGCGCCACCAUCUGGCGAGACACGUUGCACAUUGUGGGCGGCGAAUCGUACGGACGAGGCAAACUAAUGAGCACCUAUGACUUCAACGGCAACGUAUGGGAGACUGUGCACCCGGAGGAUGGUAGCGAGGUUCCUGACAAGCGAUACGGUGCCUCGACAGUGAUGUACGGCGACAAGAUCUUCAUGUACGGUGGAGUGGUCAAGGGCCACGGCAUCUCCAACGAACUGUGGGCCUUCGACGUCUCGGCGCGAACGUGGGCGAACAUCUCGGUAAGAGCGGAUCCCUCGUGCAACGCCACUGGAGGAACCUCCGCUAUGUGCGGGCCCCUGCAUGUGGUGGGUCACACAGCUACCUUGGUUCCCGGUUACGGGGACAAGAACAACUACCAGUACAUGGUUGUUAUCUUCGGUCACUCUUCCAACUACGGCUACCUCAACACAGUGCAGGAGUUCAACUUUGCGUCUCGCGAGUGGCGCAUCGUGCCCACCACCGGCUAUGUGGUGAAAGGCGGCUACGGACACAGUGCCGCCUACGACUUUCUUACGGAGAAGGUGUACGUCUACGGUGGAAUAGUCUCCGAGAGUGAGUCCAGCCAGGUGCUGAGCUCUAGGUUGUAUGCCUAUGAACCGGCCACGCGGGUUUGGAGUCUGCUGUCUGCGGCGCCAAGUGCGCGUCUACUUCACACGGCGAACUUUGUGAACCAGGGACUAAUGAUGGUCUUCGGUGGCAACACGCACAACGACACCUCGCAGAGCUACGGAGCGAAGUGCUAUAGCCAGGACCUGCUCGUGUACGACGUGUACUGCGACUCGUGGCACUACCAUCCGAUGCCGGGCCACCUGCAGGCGGAUCUGGCCCGCUUCGGCCACAGUUCGGUUGUGUUCGAGGAGUCGCUGUACAUUUACGGUGGCUUCAAUGGCCAGCUGCUAAACGAUAUGCUGCGCUACCAGCCGGGUUACUGCAGCUACUACACCAAACAGGAGAAGUGCACGGCAGCGCGACCUGGAGUGAAGUGCAUUUGGGACGUGCAAAAGAUGCGUUGCAUCGCUAUUACCCAGGUUCAGAGAUCAGCGAUCUACGGACGCGAGCAGUACGACUACGUGGCUUGCCCGUCGAAGAGUCGGCUUACACUCACUUCGGAGUUACUGCACGAUGUACACCGUUGCCAGGAACUGGCCAGCUGUCAAUCGUGCGUGUCCACCGCCUUUGGUUGCACAUACUGCGGAAACGGAGUGUGCAGCAAGGAGCGGUGUCGUGAAACCACCUCAAUGGCUUCGGUCUUCUUCGAGUCGUCCACGCAAAUGGCAGUGUCCACGGCUAGUCCGCCGCUAAAUGCCAAGCAUCUGGACUCCUGCCCCAUCUCCGAGGAGUACCUGGUGUCCUCUGUGUGCGAGCAGCUGCACAACUGUCGCGCCUGCUCUGCCAACCUGGCGUGUCGCUGGGACUCGGAGCACAACCGCUGCAAAAGCUACACUUCCUACGGUGGGUUGGCUCUCAACCGGACGCAGGAUGAGGUGGCCUGCUCGCCGUCCUGCGCUUCAUUGACCAACUGCCAGAACUGCACCGAGGACGAGUGCAUCUGGUGCCAAAACGAACAGCGCUGCGUGGACCGCAAUGCAUACACGGCCAGCUUUCCUUACGGUCAGUGCCGAGAGUGGACCACCUUCACAGCCAAGUGCCGGUCGGCUCCCAUCCAAUCAACGGCUGUGGCCGUGGGCAGCACUACGGCACUGUCAAGUGCUCAAUGUGGCUACUACAACAGUUGCCAGAUGUGCCUGGACGAUCCGGCUUGCGGUUGGUGUGACAAUGGCUCUAACACGGGUCUGGGCAGGUGCGUGGUUGGCGGAGCACUAGCACCCUACGAUGACACGGAGUGUGCCCUAAAGCACUGGUUCUUUACGUCCUGCCCCCGGUGCAAUUGCAACGGGCAUUCUUAUUGUAAUGACCAACAGCAUUGCGAACAGCCGUGCAACAAUCUUACGACAGGAGCGCACUGCGAGAAGUGCCGCACUGGAUACUGGGGAAAUCCCAUCAACGGGGGAAAAUGCCAGCGAUGCGAUUGCAACGGCCAGGGCGUUUACUGUCAUCCGGACACUGGAAAGUGUUUCUGCACCACCAAGGGUAUAGUGGGCGAUCACUGCGAGAAGUGCGACUCCCAAAACCAUUACCACGGGGAUCCGCUUAAGGGUUCCUGCUACUACGAGCUGACCAUCGACUACCAGUUCACGUUUAAUCUUUCCAAGAAGGAGGAUCGCCACUUUACGCAAAUCAACUUCAGGAACUCACCUGGAAAGCCGGAGAUCGAUGCGGAUUUCACCAUUACGUGCAGCGUGCCGGCCAAAAUGGACAUUUCGGUCAAGAGGGCUGGCUCGCCGGACAUGCUCAUCUUGGUGGGCGUUAACUGCUCAACGUUCCGUCAUCGGUUCCCCAAGACGGACUACCAAUUCGGGCACUCGCCCGAUGACAACAGCUCCCUGACCACGUUCUACGUGUUCGUGCACGACUUCCAGCCCCCAAUCUGGAUACAAAUUGCCUUCUCACAGUAUCCCAAGCUCAACCUGCAGCAGUUCUUCAUCACAUUCUCCUCCUGCUUCCUGCUGCUGCUGCUUAUGGCCGCCGUCCUGUGGAAGAUUAAGCAGAAGUACGACAUGUUCCGGCGGCGUCAGCGAUUGUUCGUCGAAAUGGAACAGAUGGCGAGUCGACCGUUUUCCCAGGUACUGGUCGAUAUCGAAAACCGCGAAAGUAUUGAUCUGAGUCUGACGCUGGACGGCAUUGGCCACCUGUCCAAAAAACGCAAAAAGGAAUGCCCUAGUCCCAUCGCUUUGGAGCCUUGCAGUGGCAACCGAGCCGCUGUGCUCUCGCUUCUAGUCCGGCUGCCCACGGGUGGCCUUUCGCAAGCGCCUUCUGGCCAGUCCGCUGGUCUGGCUGUGGCCAGCGCCUUAGUCACGUUGGGCAAUCCGCGUCGUCCGUCGAUCGAUCAGCAUCCCAAGGAGCCAAAGUCGAAGCGCAAGCAGAGCCAGCACCCAGACAGUUGUACAUAAUAACCGUAACACUAUGCUUACCUACAUAAAGAAAUAAUGAUAACGAUAAUGAUAAUAAUUAUGAUAAUAUGUAACUAGAGAAUAGGUACGAGUAUAUAGAAUAUUUGCCCCGACUUUCUUCUACUAACCACACACAAAAGUCAAGCUAGCAAGUUGAUAAUCCGCAGUUAUUAUUACUUUAAUGCAUUAGACUAGUAACGAAACGAAAGGAAAGAAAGAAACAAAGAAAUAAUAAUAAUUUUUAGCAAAAGGACAUAUUUAUAUACGGUUAUAUACAAUUUGAUAUAGUUGAUAGGUCGAGUAGCGUUGCAAUAGUUAUAAAUGUUUAAUUUAUUAUUUAUACCGCGUACGUGCGCUAAGCUCGGUGGCAACAGCAGCUGUAUUCAAAUUAUGAAUGUAUUUUUUUUACUUAACCACAUAGCCUAAGCGUGUUGUUAGAAUUUAUUUAUGCAAAUUUUGUGAGCUGCCCCGGCAGCAGCUGCACCAUAUGCCGCGACAGAAACAGAGUCAAAAACAAAAGACAUUCAAUUGAUCUUAGCAAAAAGUGAUGAACCAAACCAGAGGACAGGCGAUAGAUACAUGUACAAGGAGAAGGAUGAGAUGGAGAAGGAGCGAGGUGACGGAGAAAUGCAAUACUGUGUUCAAUAAUAGAAAUAUUUCUGUUUUUAAUAUCCGUGCAAAUAUUUACAACGCAAGACAUAAGUGGAUCAAGACAUAGACCGACAAAAAAAAGAGCAAAACAAAAUGCAAUUGUAAAUAAUAUACGUAAAUUACUAACGCUAUUUAGAUAGUAGUUAUACAUAUACAAAUACAAAUAGCUCUUGAUAUGAGAACGCGCCCAAAACAAAUCAAACGAUUAUAGUGUACAUGCAAUCUAGAUGAGAGAUCCAACAUUUACCAACAAAAUUCCAAUUAAAUCACAAACUAAUCGUAAGGUUUCCUCUUGGCAGCAGCAAACAAACAAACAAACAAAAAACAACAGAAACAACUCACACAGUUAAUUAACUCUAUAAUUCAAACUAAGACAAGUCUCACCAACUAACUAGAUGCACUCUCUGAUAUACAAAUCCAGAAAUGGAACAACCUCUAGAAUCAAAAGGCACUCGUCGCAAACUUUAACUAUCACCUAGAGAUCUUUAAGAACCACACCUUUUAAAGUACACAAUCUCCAGUCGAGAUGAAGACGAUUCGAUCGCUUUGGGUUAGUAGGCCGACAAUUGUAAAUCAGUUUCAUAUUUUAAACGAUCUAAUAAAGUCCAUUUACGAAAUUUAAUUUCAAUUGUAAAAUGCGUUUAGAGACAUACACCUAAUAUACAUAUAGAGAAAAACUUGCCAAUCCAGUUCCAUGCCCCCCAAAAUUUUUGAAAUAAUCAAAUGCAACAAACCAUUUGGGCACUUGUUUGUUAUCCCAGAACUAAAUGACCCCUGACCCCUGACCACAGACAACAGCAGCAGCAGCAAGAUAUACAUAGAUAAAGAAUCAUAUAUUAGUUUAUUAACCAAUAAAAAGACACUCCAAAUGUAAGCAAA